Messenger RNA from Acyrthosiphon pisum (pea aphid), 3195 nucleotides. Its product is annotated as zinc finger protein 226. The record is from RefSeq and is a predicted model, not a curated record. NCBI's taxonomy places the organism in Eukaryota, Metazoa, Arthropoda, Insecta, Hemiptera, Aphididae. The transcript has 8 exons. Gene Ontology annotation, molecular function: DNA-binding transcription factor activity, RNA polymerase II-specific; RNA polymerase II cis-regulatory region sequence-specific DNA binding. Bases 1177 to 3159 code for a protein of 660 amino acids. Gene Ontology annotation, biological process: regulation of transcription by RNA polymerase II.
CGUCGUCCCCGCUCACGUACAGCACAGGGCCUUCUCUCCAAAAUGGCUCUGCCCCUACCUUUACGUAGUGGUGGCCCGCACAUGUAUGUGUGGACGGCGGUGCGUGUGCGUGUGCGUACGCGUUUUCAUCCCGACUUGGGUCAACGGUGGUGUGCCGUCGCCCGCCCGCCCAUCCGCCCUCCAAGCGCGCUGCUCGAGGUGUCCCUCUCCUUGGAGCAUUUUUAUUAUUUUUUUCCCGUCGCGGUCGUCGUAGUCGUCGCCGUGUUUUUUUUUUCACAUAAUCGGCAUCGAACGCGCCGUCGCGUUCUUUUCCCGCGAGAUAACGGUACGCACCACGCACGCCGACGGUUUCGUGCCGUCGUCGAUUUUGACCGUGUUCGGGGAACAACCGAAAUUAUUCGGACGAUCGUUUUUUUUCCACCCCGGCACGGGGGGCGCAAAACGAUCGCGGCCGGUGGGCCGUGUGCGAUCCGGAGGACGCGCGCGCCUUACGCGAUCGCUGCACAUUAUUAAAAUAUAUAUAACGACGACGUCGACUAGAGGACCGCGGCGCGCGCGUCUCGAGAAAGUACCGGCGGCCGAUUUUUAUAAAACAUUUCCGUACCGAUAUAAGUAGGUCUUGCGGCGGUAUAUUAUAGUCACAUCCUGGUUCUUUAGAAUAAUACAAUUUUUUUUUCUUUCCAUUCCGUUCCUCCGCUCAUUAUACACGCGACUGGAUAGUAGUAGAAAGUGAAAGCGUGUACGUACGGUUUGUGCGACCGUCUAUACUAUUAUAAUAAUAAUAUAUAUUUUAUAUUUUAUUAUUACAUUGCUGGCAAGCGAGUGUGUGUCUGUGUGUGGUGUGUAUAUUUGUUUGUUUGCUUGUAAGAAUUGUACGUACGCGUGUGUGUCGUUCUGGCUCUGUUUGUGCCUGCGUGAGUUACUUUUUGCAAACGCAUUCCUUGUGCGUUUUUCGGGAAGCGACAAAUUCGAGAAAAACCAGUGGGACGGACGAGUAGUAGGUUUAUAACACCGCCACCGCCGGUCGCUCGUCUUUGCCGUAACAUAUCGCGUCAACGGUUUUUGGAUUUGCCUUGUUGAUCGUAAUUCGUAGUGUUCUCGGCGCCGUGUACGAAACGAACAAUCAUUGGUGUAAUGAUAAUAACGUCGACCAGUCUAAAGCGAAAAGAUUGAAGUAUGAAUACUGGAAGUUAUCCUACAUUUGUGACCGCUGCGCCGGCAACUUCGUUUAAUACCUGUUCGAGUGCAAACAUGACUCAAGUGAAUACAGGAAACAAAUAUACAAAUGUUCAACAACAAACUGAUACAUCAAACACUAAUACAGUAGUUAAUACUUCUAAUACUAGUGGACAAGUUGUUGCACUGUUGAACAGUGAUGAAGCAGGUGUAACUUACUUGAGGCCACUAGAUUCAAAUGGUUUUGCUGUAAAUCUAGCUGGAGUUGGGUCAUCUAACCAACAAGGACAAAUAUUUACUAUUCCCAUAACUGUUCCUGGUUCUAAGCCUGGAGAACAAAGUCAAACUAUACAAAUUCAAGUAGUUGGACAAGGCGGUAUAUCUGGUGAUAAACUUUUGCCAGUUUUUGGACCAGUAUUACAACUAGCGUAUAACCAACAACAAGACAAUGGAACCAUUCAACUUCAAUUACAGCAAGAAGGUGAUGUUUCAAAUGACCAAAUACAUAACAACAACAAUGAUUCAAUGCAAUCGUCGGACUUAUUGCAAGACGUUCAAGAGGAUCAAGAUAUGAUACAAGAUGUUAAACCAGUAAUAAUCGAACAAAGCAGCACAGAUAGUAAUGGUAUACCAUUUCCAUUGGCAGUAGUGGUAAAUCAAGAAAUGGUUGUGCGGCGUAAUCAGCAAGACAACAAAAUAAUUGGUGAUCAAAAAGAUAAUCAGGCGGACAAACGAUUAAGAAUUCAAAAUGAACAAGAUUCAGCAAAUCAAUAUGUUAUGACUUACUCAUCUAAUUCAAAUAAUUCUGUUUCAUUGGCUGAUUAUAUAUCUAUGAAUCAUGAUAAUAUACCUCUUGGACAUUUUUUAAAAUUUUCACCCGAUAAUAAUAAAAGAGAUAGUAUGGAAUCAUCUGGUAACCAAGAUGAUGGCACUAGUGAAAUGGUAGUUUACGAAGAUACCAAUAAUGGGGAAAAGGGUAAAAGAAAAAAAAAAUACAAAAAGAAACCACCGGCUGCUCGAAAACCACGACCUGGUCAAAUACAUAUUGCAACUGCCUUAGAUGGUACUCUUCUGUUUUGUUGUCCAGAAUGUAGCAUGGCUUACCCCGAUAAAGAAAUGCUUGAACAACAUUUAGUUGCUCAUAAAAUAGAAAGAAGAUUUAUAUGUGACCUGUGUGGUGCUGGGCUUAAACGAAAAGAACAUUUAGAACGACAUAAAUUAGGUCAUAAUCCAGAACGUCCAUUUGUUUGUAAUGUUUGUUGUAAAGGUUUCAAAAGAAAAGAACAUUUAAAUUUGCAUGCUGUGAUCCACUCAGGCGUAAAGACUGAAGUAUGCCAGGAUUGUGGUAAAGGUUUCUACCGGCGAGAUCAUUUAAGAAAACAUACUCAAAGCCACAUUACUAAACGUUUAAAAGAAGAACAUGCGGCUCUUCAACAAAUGGCAGAACAAGCAACAGUGUCAGAUCGUCAAAAAAUGUCUGCCCCGGAGCUAAUCCAAAAUCAAAGCCAUUCAGGACCAAUCAUUAACUUGGCACACCAAGAAAUGAUAAUUGAUGCUGUUGCUAGUGGAAGAAACGAUAGUCCCACCCCUCCAAGUGAUCAUCAAAUCGUCAUCACCAAAGGCAACCAAAAACUUACUGAACAAGAGUUGAUUAUACUACAGCAGCAGCAAAUUCAGCAGCAACAACAGCAGAUUCAGCAGCAGCAGCAACAGCAGCAGCAGCAGCAACAACAACAACAGCAGCAGCAACAACAGCAGCAGCAACAGCAACCAAAUAGUCCAAAUAUAGCCCAACAAGAGAUGAUCAUUGAGGCUGUAGGACAACAACAUCAAAGUCCAUCUCCACCACAUGUGGAACACCAUCAAGUAGUUAUUACUAAACUAGAACCAAUAGAAGAUUCUAGAGGAGAAAAUGAAAGUAUUGUUUUGACUCAGUCUGAUGCUAGAGAAGCACUUGGUUUACUACACCAUCAAUCUCAAUGACCUAUACUUUCAAUUGCCAAGGUGACAAUUAAACAA